AUUUUUGUUUAAAACUACUAUAAUGUGAAUUAUAUCCUUAUUAUGGCUUAUUUUCCUUUAGCUUUACAUCAUAAAUUGUAUAUGAUACAAUAAUGAAUGUAUCUUUUAUUGGGGAAAAGAAACCAAGCCGAGGAAUAGAAUCAACUGCACUAAUUUCCAAUUGUUUAAUUUUAACUAUCCAAAUUACAAAAUAUUUUAACAAAAUUAUAGAAACCACUGAUGUGAUUUUUAGAGAAAUCAUUCAAUCAUUGAUCAUUUUUUUUUCUUAUCGUUUUUAUAUUGAUUUCAAAAAAGCUUACAAGUUAAUCUUGUUAUGCCUAAGAAGAAUGUGUCAACCAGAGAAUUUAGAUGGUUAAAAACAUGAACUGCUCCCAUUUAAUUUCAAUGUCCCCUAUUUUGACUACCUAUAACAUCCCAUCUGUAUUAUUACUUUUCUUGUAUAAUACUAUUAUUUUCUAAAUGCAUAAUUUUGUAUGUUCUACUUUAUUUUACAUAAAUUUUAAAUACUUUAUUAAUUUCCAAUAAAUUCUGUUGUACCUAUUUUAUAAAACUUAUUUAUUCAUAAUUGACUUGGGUAGUUUAGCCCCUCUCGUAUUUAAUACUUUAUCUCUGUACAAGAAAUUAUAAAAAUUCUAAUAAUUAAAUAUAUUAUUAUUAAUUUAUUUUUAAUACCUGUUGUCUCUGUUGUGAAUGUAAAAAACCUAUUCAAAUAAUAAUAAUAAUAAAUAAAAUAAAAAUGCUCUCUAACUCUGAAAAUGGCAUGGAUGUUUUAGUUGACCUAAAAUAUCAACUGUCGAAAUAAAUGAACCAAAACGUCACCUAUAGGUUUCUAUAAAGAAUUAAUUAAAAUUAAAAUAAUGUUUUAAGUUUAAUUAAAUUACUGGAAAUUAUAUUUCUUGGUAUCAAAUGUUUUAUUCAUUCAACAGAAAUCUCAUCGAUAACUCCUUUAUUUACCUCCUACCAGACUAUUUCUGUCAUACAGGGGGUAUACGGAUUAGAACCAGUGCUAUUAGACUAGAGGUUAGUAUGGUUAUGAUGCCCUAACACCCUCGGCCAUCACAACCUUCAUCUCAUUAAUAACUAUUAAGCUAUUACUGUUAAUUUCAAUUCCUUAAUUAUAACAAAUUAGUUAAUAGCUGUAAUUUUUUCUUUGAAUAUUUAUUAGAUGUUAUCGAUGUGGUUUUAGAGCAACCAUUCAAACAUGAUCAAAUAUUUUUCAUUAUUUUUAUAACACUUUAAAAAAUCUGGUGCGGUGGGUCCAUCACGCAACUUUCACUUAUCACCCUCUUCUUACCAGAAAUAAGUAUAUUCAGACAAAGGGGAAUUGAAAGUAAAAAUUCUAAUUGUUAUAUUGAUUUAUAUUUCAUUGUGGAUAUUUUUAUUUGUUUAACUACCCUUAUAUAUACAAAUUUUAAUAUUUAUGUCGCUGUAAUCUAUAGAAUUAAAUAUAAAAUAAUUCCAACAAAAACCACAUAUGUAUAUGUACAUAAUAUUGUCGGAGUUUUUAUUUUAUUAUGCUCAUGUUAUGUAUGGAAGCCUGUUCUAAUCUUCAGGUGAACUGGGCCGUGGUCUUGUUCCUUUGGUUCCUUCAUUACAACUAUUCCCUGUUAGGAUCUCAUAUUUAGUUAAUUAUCAAAUUCUUUAUAUUUAACUAUUUUUUAUAUUAGAGAUCAAUGUGAAAUAGUUAAUUGUUUCAAAUAAAAAAAAAAUAAAGGUACUUUAGAGGAAGCUAAUAUUGAAAAUUAGCCAUUUAAGUCCUGUUACAGAACAUCAAUAAGAAUAAAACUGACAUAAUAUUAAAAACUGCUUAGUUUUACACUGAUAUAAUGAAUUUAAUCAAAAUCGUUGGAACCGUUUUCGAGAAAAUAGUAAAAAUGUGUUUCAUGGAUGAUACGAAGUGCCACUUCCGGUUAGCCGAUUUUGAGGAAAAAGUUGCUAUAACAUCUCAGAUAUAUACAAACCUUAAAUAUGCAAUUUCACUUUCAUACGACUUAUCGUUUUUGAGUUAGACGUGUCAUAUACAUACAGACACAUGCACACUCACACACACACACAGACCCUUUUGCGGGACUUUGUUAUUUGGACUCAGGAGACCUCAAAACAUGUAUUUCCGUUGAAAACUCAGAUUUGAAAAUUUUCACAAUUGCAAUACUGUUCCUUACUAUAUAUUUCAUAUAUAGGUAAGGGGAAGUAAAAAAGUUACAAUUCUAUUGUCCGCUGAAACUACAUAUUUUAUUUGACUAAGGAAUAGUAAAGAAGUUAGUUCAUCUAGUUAAGACUGAAGCAGAAAGUGUGAACUGAAGAAUUUAGAUAGUUAAAACCCCUGCAUUGCAUAAACUGCAUCCAGUAAAUAUGAUGAGGUAAUUGCAUCACUGGAAUAGUAAUAGUGCCCUAAUUGUACUAUUGCCUUUCUUACAUUGUUUUAAUUUUUCAAAACAUAUAAUUUUGAAAUUGUCAAUAAUACAAGGAUUCCCUCCCCUUAAUUCUAUUAGAUGAUAAUGUGAAAUAUCUAAUAUCUCCUACACAUUGAAUAUUGUAAGAACAAGAUAAAACGGUCAAAAUUGGGACAAGAAGGCACAGGGGGUCCCGUAAAUAGAAGGGAAUAUCUAUAACAGACCUCAAGAGCUACAAAAAAGUUUAUAUUAACAAUAGUCCAGUUUCUAGCAGAGAAGUAGAAAAUUAAAGCUGUUUUUUUAAGUAAGUCAUGGUUUUUAUUAAAUAGGAAAUGAUAGCUUAAAAACUAUUUAAUUUAAGUAGUUAUAAAUUAUUUCACAGUAAACUAGACAAAAUUUACUGGAAAUGAAAGUAGAAUUUGUACUUGUUAAAAUCAUUUAGAGAGGGUAAACUAAGCUAAUUUCUGUUUUUGAAAAAAUGAUAAAUUAUUCAGAAUUUUUUAUCAUAAUUCAACUUUUAGAAAAACUUUCCCGUUUAAUAAGCUUUAAAUCCAUAAUUAAGUUGAGGUUUGUUAUAAAAUGUGAAUCAAUUCCUAUAAUAGAUAUCUGGGUAGAAAACACUAUUUCAUUACCAAUUUACAUUUUAAAAAAUCAAUGUUUUAGUUUAGCCGCUCAAAAGUCCUCUUAAGUAAAUUUUGUCUAGUUUUCAGUAAAAUAAUUUUUAACUUCUUAAAUUAAAUAGUUUUUAGUUAUCAUUUCCCAUUUAACAAAAAACAUGAAUUACUUUUAAAAAAACACAAAACUUUAAUUUCCUGCUGGAAACCGGACCAUUGUUUAUAUAAACUUUUUUUGUAGCUCUUGAGGUCUACUAUCACUCCUAUAAAUAUUUUCCCCUGCUUAUGCGACACCCUGUGUAUACUACUAAAGUAUAAUUACACUUUUUAUGUUAGAAUUAUUAUUGUUUAUUGACUGAAAUAUUUUGUACAGGUUUUAAUGUAAAAAAAAAAUCAUUAAUCUCUUCAUUUGUUAAUUUUUUGUUUUGUGUUGAUUAAAAACAAAAACGAUCAUAUAUACAAACAUGUCUAGUUUGAUAAAUUUGUUGGUUAUAUUUGGAUGUUCAACUGCUUGGUUGAUUACUCUUUCAAAAAUGGCACCAAGUUUAGUUGAUUUUAAAGAGGAGUCCAUGAGGUUUCCAACAUCAUUCAAUGAUCUUACUAGACUAUCGGCCUUAUUUCAGGCAUAUAAUAAAAACAAUAGGUUGUAUAUGAUCAUCCUUUUUACCAGUGCUUAUCUCUAUAAACAAACAUUUUGUAUUCCAGGCUCUGUUUUGCUUAAUGUAUUAGCUGGAGCAAUUUUCGGAUUAUGGACUGCUCUUCCACUUUGUUGUGUUUUAACUGGUUUAGGGGCUACAUUAUCAUAUUUGUUAUCAAAACAAUUCGCUGAACAAAUUGUUGUACAUUAUUGGCCUGAAGAAGUAAGAAAUCUUAAAGAAAGAGUGGACUUCAACAAACAUAGACUUAUACCUUAUUUGCUGUCUUUAAGACUCCUUCCAUUUACUCCUAACUGGCUGUUGAAUUUGAUAUCACCAGUGGUGGGCAUACCACUGCAUUAUUUUUUUGUAACAGCAUUUUUAGGUUUAAUACCCUACAACUACAUUUGUGUUCAAUCUGGAGCAAUGCUUUCUUCAUUUUCUUCUCUUAACGAUAUUCUCUCAUGGGAAACGUUUAUAAAAUUGACAUUUUUAUCGAUCAUGGUAUUAAUAACACCAAAAAUAAUAAAAACAUUCAUUAAUCAUCCUACAGUAUAGGGUGAUCAAUGAAUCAAGUGUUACAAUCAAUCAAAAUUUUUAAAACUAAGUGAUCAUCAUUCAAAAUCGAUGUUCACGUUAUAAUUAAUUAUGAAAAGUAAGGAUUAUUGCUGUUUUAAUCAUUGAAUACUUAACAGCUUAAUUCAGGUAUAUAUUUUGUAAGUUGAGGUUAAUAAAAAGUUUUUAUAUAUUAUUUGUUUGAUUUUAAAUUAACUUUUUAAUCUAUUAAUCGAGAUUUUAUGACCUAAAUUCCAUCUUUUUUUAUGGUCAUGUAUAUAUUCAGUGGCUCUCAUACAAAUACACACACACAGUGGUGUGAAAAAGUCUUCAAACAAACCAAAUUUUUAUAAAAUUGGUAAAUGUUUCAAUUAAAAAGUGUUUUUAUCUUCUUAAUUGUAACCAUCUUAUUUAACCUUCAGACAUUGUAGGUGUAAUAUGUAUAUAUAUAAAUUAGCAUUAUUUUCAAUUAACAACAAGCCAAGGGUGAUUGUUUAAAUUUCACUACUUUGUUAUCCAGUCCAGUCUUUAUUGUUAUCAUUAAGAGCCUUUGUAUAACCUCUAGAAAGCUGAGUGUAUCUGUUUAAAUUGUUCUGAUAUUGAAAUUCUCUGCUUUUUUGGAUAAUUUAAUUUAAAAUUCCAUAUUUCAUAUUUUCUUUUUAUUUUCUACUUAAUGUUACUUUUACUUCAGACAGUGGAAAAAUAUAUUUUUGACUGACCUAUAAUUAUAAUUUUUCAUCAACGAGGACUUACAACCAAGGAACUUAAAAAAGAAGUUGAAUAUUCUAUUUCUGGAAUUCAUUAUGUCAUCAAAAAUUUAAAAAACCAAGCAAGCUGAGACUUAAAAUGUUCAAGAAGGUCUAAAAAACAUAUUCUUGCUGUUGAACAGCCUAUAAAUUAUUGUGUUUGCUUAACUGCUAAAAAUGUAGCUGAGAACUGGUUCAGGAAAUAGCCGAUGCUAAAGGGACCCAAGUUGAUCCCGAAAAAACUUAUUUACGAUCUCUAAACUAGUGAAAGCAACUUAAGUUUGCCAAAGAACAUGAAAACUGGGCGGAAAAAGAAUGGUAAAAAUUUUUAUGAAGAGAUGAGUAAAAAUUGGAAAUCUUUGUUCCCAAAAAAAGGCAGUAUGUUAGAGGAGAUCUGAUGUGAAAUUUUCGGAUGAAUGUUUCCAACCAACAGAAAAACAUGGAAAUGACUUCUUAAUGGUCUGGGAGUAUGUUUCUAGAUCUGAAGUUGGAGACCUCUUGUGAAUAGAUGCAAAACAGUACCUGAUUGGGUAAAAGUUUAUUUUUCAGCAACAUAAUGAUAAAAAAUAUGAUAUUUUGCAAUUUCCUGAAAUAAAAGUAACAUUAAGUAGAUAAAAAAAAGAAAUUAUAAAAUAUGGAAUGUUAAAUUAAAUUAUAAAAAUAAAAAAGUGCAAAAUUUCAAUAUUAGAACAAUUUGAACAGAUACACUUAGCUUUAUUUUAUACAAAUGCUUUUGACAUUAACAAUAAAGAAUAUAGAAGGAUGCAUUUGGCACUCCAUGAACAAGCACUAGCGGAUCCAGGAUUUAAUUUUGGGGGGGCUUCAGCCCGGAAGCUUUUUAUUUCAUAUAUAAAACGAUAAUUACUUUAGAAAAACAGAAAGAUACUAUCUACCUAUAUGAAAUGGUGUUUAAGUGAUUCUUUAAGUCCUAUUAAAUGUAAUUAAACGAGCAAUAAUACAUUAAGACAUAAUUUUUAAACAUUGUUUACCAUAAAAAAUUAUUACAUUUUACCAUUUUGGGGGGGGCUUCAGCCCGAAAGCUCCCCCUCCCCCCGUAAAUUCGCCUGUGUGAACAAGUGUGACCGAAGUUAUUGUGAAGCAUGCAUUUCUCGUGAGGUCCUCAUCUAAAUAAUUACCUAUAUAUGCUACAUUGCUUUAUUCUCAGUUAAGUUCCAUCUUUUUUGUAUGGUCAUGUAUAUAUUCAAUGGCUCACAGUCAAAAUGAUACACCUGGAUAUUGAUAGAAAUUAUUUAAUAAAUAAAUAGUUCAAUUUAUAUUACAUUAAAAACAAUAAUUUAUUGUAAUCAAUAAACAUCCUAUGUUAAAGUGUUAUUUUAUUAUGUUCUUUUUCUUGUUUUUAUGUUAUAUUAUGUUUUAUAUUCUUUUCUUAUGUUUUUUUUCAUUUUAUUAUUAUUUGAAAAUUAGUACAUUCUGCCGCAUUGUAGGGCUUUAAUAUUAUGGCUACAUUUUCUUAUCUGAUCUGAAAUCUGCACUUUAUAUUGGAAAUAUUCACUUGGUAUAGUGAAUAAACAUGUUUACAUAGACAUUUUGAGAAGAAACUUGAAAGAAGUUGUGGAAAAUUUGGGCUAAAAAACAAAUGUUGUUUUUAUCAGAAUAAUGACCUCAAACACUCUGCCAUGUUAGCUAAGAAAUGGCUACUUUAUAACUGCCUCAAAGUAAAAAAAACACCACCACACUCACUAGAUCAUAAUGUGAUAAAACACCUAUGGUCAAAAUUGGUGGAAAUUAGAAAACACGAAAUUUCAAGCAAAGAAGACUUUAAAAAUAUCUUCUUGAAGAAUGGAACAGAACAGACUAAGCCCCCGGAAUCACCAAAAAAUUGGUCAAUUUCAUCACUAGCGAAUCCAGGAUUUAUUUUUGGGGAGGGGCUUCAGCCCGAAAGUUUUUUUUUUCAUAAAAAUAACGAUAAUUACUUUGGAAAAAAAGAAAGAAACUAACUACCUGUAUGAAAUGGUGUUUAAGUUAUUCAUAAAGCCCUUUUAAAUGUAUUUACAUGAAUAAUAAUACUUUAAGAGAUACUUUUUAAAUAUUUUUUUCGAUAAAAUAUGGUUAUAUUUUACCAUUUUGGGGGGGGCUUCAGCCCGAAAGCCCCCCCCCCCGUAGAUCCGCCCGUGAAUUUCAUUAAAAACAGACUGAAUUGAGUGGUAUAAAAUAAUGACUUGUCUACAAAAUGUUGAACUAAAUUAAUAGUAUUUAAAAGUUAAGGUAUCAUUUUGACUGUGAAGUAAAAUUAUCCAUGUUUUAGUUGUUUUUGAAAUAAUCAUAAUUGAAUAUUUUAUUUAGUUUGUACAUAUUUAAAAUGUGAUUAUAAAUAAAUCUGUUGAAGAGUUUCUGUUUUAUUUAUUUACUGUAACCAUUGAGGUAUUUUUUCUAUGGG
Messenger RNA from Nezara viridula (southern green stink bug), 7341 nucleotides. The record is from the annotation of a GenBank genome assembly. Lineage: Eukaryota; Metazoa; Arthropoda; Insecta; Hemiptera; Pentatomidae.